AUGAAAUAUCUCCGUCUACCAUUCACCGGCACCGCCGCUCUCCUCGGCAUCGCCGCCACUGCGUCUGCAUCUGUCGCUUCGCGCCUUCAACCCAACGAUGCAGGACAGUGUCCGUCAGGAUAUAUGAUUGUCGUUAACACCAUCGCUGUCGAGGUGACGCUGACACCAUCUUCGUCUUCGUCGGUUCCGACUACUACUACCCAGUCCACGACUACUACCACGACCACUACCACUGAGGCCGUUGUUCCGUCGUCGACGGUGACGGUUCAGUCGACUAGGACGAAGACGCUUACCCUUCUUGAUAUUUUGACUACUACUUCUGAGGCUGAUGAUGCUGCUGCUGCUGCUUCUACCACCACUACUACCACUGCUGCUGCCGUUACGGCCGCCGUUCCUGCUGUUGACAAUGCAGCCAGCGAGCAGUCCACAACUACCUCGGAGACAUCCCCUGCCGCUGCAACAACCAUCGCCUCUUCAUCUUCUUCCUCUCCAGGCUCUUCCGCUGGAGGCAACCCCGGCGAAGCCACAUACUACACUGGCGAUGUCUCCAGCGGCACAUGCUCGUUCACGGGGUACACGCUGCCGAGCGACAUCUUCGGCGCUGCGCUAUCGGUCCACAGAUGGAAUGAUGCAGCGCACUGCGGAGCGUGUGUGUCUAUCCAAGGACGGGGUGGUAAUUCGAUUAAGGCUAUGAUCGUCGACCAAUGUCCCUCCUGCGCAGAAAACCACAUCGACCUAUUCAGCAACGCCUUCUCAACCCUCUCGGACCUAGCAGCGGGCGUAAUCGACAUAACCUGGUCCUACACAUCCUGCGACGUAUCCGGCCCGCUAUCCCUACACUCGAAAGACGGCUCAUCGGCCUACUGGUUCGCGAUGCAGGUUGUGAACACCAAUGAGCCCGUCACGCAGCUGGAGGUUAGUACUGAUAACGGGGCCUCGUGGACGGACACCACGCGUACGUAUUAUAAUUACUUUGAGAAGGAUGGUGGGUUUGGGACGGAGACUGUUGAUGUGAGGGUUACGGGCCGUUCGGGGAAGAAGGUUGUUGUUAAGGACGUUGGGUGUGGAUCUGGGGAAGUGGUACAGGCGGAGGAGAACUUUUGA
Molecule: messenger RNA, 1104 nt
Organism: Penicillium riverlandense
Lineage: Eukaryota; Fungi; Ascomycota; Eurotiomycetes; Eurotiales; Aspergillaceae
Product: putative extracellular cellulase CelA/allergen Asp F7-like
Exons: 2
Coding region: 1-1104 (367 amino acids)
Source: RefSeq, a predicted model, not a curated record